AUUUGUUGAGAACAGAAAUUCUUGCCGUGACUCGGUCUACAUACUGGCCUCCAGUUCACAUUGUAGGCAUGUAACAGAGCAUGUUAACAUUGAGGGGCUUGCUAGCGACUGAUGACUUUUGCUGAUUCUUAAACCGUGUGCUCUCUGCUUUACUGUUCUGAAUUUCUGGUCAGCAAAAUGUAGCCUGACCACAGCGCUAUCGCUGUACAUACUCUAAUGGUUUCACUUCAACGAAAAUGAGACUUGCCUAUUUCUCGAGGGGACAAAAAUUCAUAGCAGUGAUAAAAUUAAGACUACUAAUUGUGACACGAAAGUCUAUUAAUAUAGUUUGUGCGUGCUGCUUCUGUGGUGAAGUAGCAAACUGGAAUGUACAUGUGAGCCAACAUACCUUACAUUUCUCUAUUAUGGCUGGAGCACUGGCACUGGUCGUCUUCUCCUUGCUGCUGUGCGCCUUCCCAUCCCAUGCACUGCAUCCCCCCUCUUCUAACAGGAUGGUGAGCAGCAACACAACCACAGCCGACGAGCUCUCUCUCCUCUCUUUCAAAUCCAUGCUGUCCGGAGGCCCGCUUCCAUCAUGGAACUCGUCCGGCAGCUACUGCAGCUGGCCAGGUGUCAUCUGCGGAGGCCGGCGGCACCCUGAUAGGGUUGUCGCGCUGCGCUUGCACUCAUACAACUUAUCAGGAUGGCUCUCGCCGUCCUUGGGGAACCUGUCCUUCCUCCAGAAGCUGGACCUCAGUGAUAACCAGCUAGUUGGGCAGAUACCUCCGGAGCUUGGUCGUCUUAUUAGACUCAGGCUGCUGAACCUGAGUGACAAUUCUCUCCAAGGCAGCAUUCCUGCAGCUCUCAGAGGAUGCACCAAACUCACCAGGCUUGACCUAUUCAGCAACCAGCUCCAAGGAGAGAUCCCACCACGGCUUGCUGAGUUGACAUCGAUGGAAUACAUGAGUUUGGGUCACAACCGACUGUCUGGUGAAAUACCACCUGGUCUAGGCAACCUCUCCAAAAUGUGGUAUCUUGCUCUCAGCUUCAACAUGCUAUCAGGAUCUAUCCCUUCAUCUUUUGGCAUGUUGUCCAGCUUAUCCACGAUCACGUUAAGCAGUAACAAUUUAACUGGAGCAAUCCCCAUUUCCUUUUGGAACAUUUCGUCCUUAAAAUUCCUUGUUGUUCAGGACAAUAUGUUAAGUGGAACAAUACCUCCAACCAAAUGAUAUGAAUGGACAGAAACAAAUUUCAUGGCCACAUCCCAGCUUCCAUAGCUAAUGCUUCUGAUAUAUCAGAAAUUCAACUCAACUGUAAUUUUUUCAGCGGCUAUGUUCCUCCAGAGCUUGGAAGGUUAAGAGAUCUUUAUUGGCUACAAAUUUCGCAUAAUUUGCUUCAAGCUAAAGAGCCCAAAGAUUAGGAAUUCAUAACUGCAUUAACAAAUUGCUCCCAGCUACAAGUUUUGGGACUGAAUGCCAAUAAGUUUGAGGGAGUUCUCCCUAUUUCUCUUUCCAACCUUUCCACUUCGCUAGUACAUCUUGAACUCAAAUCCAACAGAAUCAAAGGAAGCAUUCCUGAAGGUAUUGGUAAUCUCGUCAAUCUACAACGUCUCGUCCUCAUGCAAAACUCUUUCACCGGCACUCUUCCCUCUUCUUUGGGUAGGCUUUAAAUACAUGGGAGGACUCACUGGAGGUGAAAAUAAAAUUAGUGGGUCAAUUCCAUGGACAAUAGGCAAUCUUACCGAACUCAAUUAUUUGGACCUUUACAUGAAUGACUUCAGCCAUGAUUUGCCAAGCACACUUGUAAACCUCACAAAGUUGUUUGGAUUAUAUGUGUCAAGUAAUAACAUUACAGGACAAAUACCCAGUGGAUUAUUCGACAUUGUAACUCUUCAGGGUAUUUUUAUCUAUCAAAUAAUAACUUGGAGGGGUCGAUACCUAAAGAAAUUGGAAAUCUGAAAAAUCUUGUCGAUUUCCGUGCAGAAUCUAACAAAUUGUCAGGUGAAAUCCCAGACACGCUUGGUGGAUGUCAACUUCUGCAGGUCCUCUCUCUCCAAAACAUCUUAAAUGGUGGCAUCCCAUCAGUCCUGGGCGGACUGAAGGGUCUAGAAACCCUUGACCUCUCCAGCAACAAUUUGUCAGGCCAGAUACCAAAGUCCUUAGGGGACCUCACCACACUCCAUUAUCUCAACCUUUCCUUCAAUAGCUUAGCUGGACAAGUGCCAAUUGUUGGAGUUUUUGCAAAUUCUACAGCAGUAUCAAUACAAGGCAAUGGAAAGCUUUGUGGUGGGAUUCCUGGUCUGCAUUUGCCCCUUUGUUCUUUGCAAAUAGCAAAGAAAAAACAUAAAUUUCCGGUGGUACCUACGCUUGUUUCUCUCAUUUCAACACUAGCCGUUCUUGCAUUACUGUACAAGCUCCUUACUUGUCAGAAAAAAAGAAAAGAAAUGAUUCCUUCAACAAACUCCAUGCAAGAUCGCUCAUUGAUCUCUUAUUCUCACUUGGUAAAGGCAACGGAUGAUUUCUCGGUGAGCAAUUUGCUGGGUUCUGGAUCAUUUGGUUCUGUGUACAAAGGUAAGUUAGAUGGCCAUGCUGGAGAAAGCGCAACUUUUGUUGCUGUCAAGGUAUUGAAACUUCAAACUCCUAAAGCGCUCGAGAGUUUCACUGCUGAAUGUGAAGCUCUCCGAAACAUGCGGCACCGGAAUCUUGUCAAGAUAAUAACAGUUUGCUCAAGUAUUGACACCCAAAGGAAUGACUUCAAAGCAAUAGUGUAUGACUUCAUGCCUAAUGGUAAUCUAGAAGGUUGGCUACAUCCUCACACAAACGACAAAACAGAGCAGAAGCACUUGAAUCUGCUUCAAAGAGUGACCAUACUACGUGAUGUGGCUUAUGCGUUGGACUACCUGCAUUGCCAUGGGCCUGCACCUACUGUACAUUGUGAUCUGAAGUCAAGUAAUGUGCUCUUAGAUGCUGAAAUGGUAGCCCAUGUUGGAGAUUUUGGACUCUCUUCUUGUUGAAGAAAGCUCAAUUCUCCAUCAGUCAUGAGCUCAAUGGGAUUUAGAGGGACAAUUGGUUACGCUGCCCCAGAGUAUGGUGCUGGAAACAUGGUGUCGACGCAUGGAGAUAUUUACAGCUAUGGAAUUGUCGUGUUAGAAACGGUCACCGGGAAGAUGCCCACGGAUAGCAAAUCCAGGCAAGGAUUAAGCCUCCGUGAAUAUGCUCAGCUUGGUCUGUGUGACAGAAUGUUGGAUGUUGUUGACCCACGACUUUCUAUCGACCUUGGGAGUGGGCUUAAGACUGCAAAUGCGCUUUCAUACAGGAGAGCACUUGAAUGCCUUGUUUCACUGCUUAGACUUGGAAUGUCCUGCUCUCAGGAAUUGCCAUCGAGUAGAAUGUCAACUGGAGAUAUCAUCAAGGAACUGCAUGCCAUCGGAGAAUCCCUCCAGGGAAUACAGAGCAUGGAGAUGGAAAAUUGUGCUAACAAGAUUUAGAGUGCUUCAUUUGUUGAUGUUACCUGUUUCCUCUAGCUAAGAUGGAAUUAUUACCAGUUUCCCGCCUCAGGUGGAGCUAUUUCCCUGAUGCGCGCAUCAGAGUUAUGUUUCAGUUAGGAUCUCAACGGUGGAUCUCAGAAACCUACAUUAUCGUUGUUCAUAUCUUGCUAACAAGAGUAAAUUUCACAGAACCAUAGGUUUUGAGGCA
Messenger RNA from Brachypodium distachyon (stiff brome), 3674 nucleotides. Its product is annotated as receptor kinase-like protein Xa21. NCBI's taxonomy places the organism in Eukaryota, Viridiplantae, Streptophyta, Magnoliopsida, Poales, Poaceae. The record is from RefSeq and is a predicted model, not a curated record. The transcript is spliced from 3 exons. Gene Ontology annotation, molecular function: protein binding. Bases 237 to 1208 code for a protein of 323 amino acids.